Vigna umbellata (rice bean) is the source of this 2134-nucleotide messenger RNA. Its product is annotated as flocculation protein. The record is from RefSeq and is a predicted model, not a curated record. Gene Ontology annotation, cellular component: nuclear envelope. Gene Ontology annotation, biological process: nuclear membrane organization. Lineage: Eukaryota; Viridiplantae; Streptophyta; Magnoliopsida; Fabales; Fabaceae.
AAAAAGGAAAAAAACCAAUAAGCGGAAGGUAACCGCUGCAACAAUCGGCUUCUGUUUCGGGGAAAAGAGGUUUUGGAUUCGAAGAGAGAAAGAGUGAAGUAAAGUGCUGUUUCGGAACUGAAGAUUAGAAGCUCUGUUACGGAACAAAAGCACUUUCCGAGUGCUCUAUGGCUUCCGCUCCCGGAUCUCGAUCCGGCGGCAAAAUUCUCCGAACGCGACGGAGCACCACCGCGAGGAACCGCACUCCUUACGACCGUCCCGCCCCGGCCGAGGCUCCAAGUCCUAACUGGCUCUCGCGUUUCGUAUUGUCUCCCUCGCGUUUAAUUGCCUCUGGCGCAGGGAAAAUCUUCUCCUCUGUUUUGGAUCUCGAUAAUGCUUCCCCGUCUUCUUCUUCUUCUUCUUCCUCCGCUGCUUCCUCGUCUCCCUCCUCAUCUUCUAACAAUUCCGACGCUGAGGAAGUUGGUACUUUCGAUGAUGAAAACGAUAAACGGUCUGAAGGUGAUGUGGCAUUGAGCAAGGAUGGAACAUCAGGACUGAUCAAUUUUUCUGUAAAGGAGCUUCAGCCAUUUGUUGGGAACAGCAAGAACAAGCAUAUCAUUGAGCAGCUUAUUCUGAAGGAAUCAUUCUCCAGGGAAGAAUGUGACAGAUUGAUAAAAAUAAUAAGAUCAAGAGUUGUAGAUCCUGCAAAUGAUGAUAAUGGAGAUAAGAGGCCAACAGAUAUACUCAGCAAGACUCCUGGAAGUGAUUCACCUGAUCUCCAUAGUGCUGCCAUUAUGGAGGCAAAAAAAUGGUUGCAGGAAAAGAAGUCAGGAUUAGAUACAACUUCUGUUAUAGGUUAUGGAAGUCCCAGCUUGAAUUUGUUUGCAUUACCACAGGAUCCCAAAGAUGAAGGAUCACCGGUGGAUGUGGCCAAGUCAUAUAUGCGCACACGCCCUCCAUGGGCCUCGCCUUCUAUAGACCACCCUAAUUCUCAAACACCAUCUGGUGUUCAGCUCUUCAAAGAAGAAACACCAUAUCUAUUGGGAAACAAUUCUACACCGUCCUCCAAGUUGAAGAGGGAUUCUGCUGCUACUGGUUCAUGGAGUAUUCAGGAUGAAAUUCGAAGAGUAAGAUCCAGGGCAACAGAGGAUUUACUUAGGACACUUCCCUCCUCUAAAAUUGAUUGGUCCACACUUGGCGUGGAGAAUAAAAAUAAUGUAGACUCUUCAGCUAUUGAAAACAUUGGAGCUAGUUUGUCAGAGAGAGUACAUAAUUCUACAAAUUUAGUGGAUGCAUCUGCUAACAUGGUCAGAGGAUUUGGUUCUCAGGUCUCUCCAGAUUUGGAGAGUAAACAGGAUGGGUCCAAACCUGAAUCUGUGCUGUCUUAUCCGGUUAACAUUGAUUUUGAACAGAAUCAGGUCUCUGUUGAUGUUCAGCAGACAAAAGGUACGCAAGAUGACAGCAGAGAAAUAACUACUUCGGGACUUCAAGAUGGGUCCUCAAGUGAUAUGUACAGGGGUGACGGACUGGUUAAAGUCAAUGGCAUCAAUGACACAAAUAGGCCAGGUCAUCAGCUAGACUCAGUUGAAGAAACUAAAGAAGCUACAAAUUCUAGAUUACAAGAUAGUAACCACUUAGUAAUCAAAGAGAAGGUUGGAGCAGAAGAUGAAUUGGCAAAUGGGUUCCCCUCUUCAGAGCCAAGUUUCAAUGCAGCUCAGGUUACUGGACAGAACACAAAAACAUUGGAGUACAAGGAACUCAAUACAAAUGAUUCAAGUCAGGAAAGGACAGCUCAGGUUGUUCUUGAGCAAGAGGCUUGCAAGACAUUGCGUGAAUCAAUGGACGUGCCUGAUGUAAUUGGGGACGCUGACGGUGUUGCCUCUGGUUCGCAGAACAGUUCCAGCUUGUACGAGGUUCAUCAAGAUACUUCCCAGCUGGUUGUCGAAUCAGGUUUGCCAGCCACACCAACUAGCAUUGCUAAGCAAAAGGGAAGAAGAGUGACAGCCACAUAUAACAGCAGAAGGAGCAGGAGCAAGGGUGUCAAAUGAUGCCCAUUGUUGUAUUUUGUAUCUUAAAUUGUAAGUUACCAUUAGCUUAGAAAGUAGGGAUUAUGCAGGACCGUGAGAUUAAUUAUAUUCAAGAGUAUAUACGUCUA